Chlorocebus sabaeus (green monkey) is the source of this 1749-nucleotide messenger RNA. RefSeq names its product H2B clustered histone 5 (gene H2BC5). Gene Ontology annotation, molecular function: structural constituent of chromatin; protein heterodimerization activity; DNA binding. NCBI's taxonomy places the organism in Eukaryota, Metazoa, Chordata, Mammalia, Primates, Cercopithecidae. The record is from RefSeq and is a predicted model, not a curated record. Gene Ontology annotation, cellular component: nucleosome.
AAUACCGCAUCUAUAAAUGAACAGGGCAUCGGUGGGUGUGAUUAUUUUCUCAGGUGUUUGCGACAGUGUUGUAAUUAUUAACGUUACUAUGCCUGAGCCUACCAAGUCUGCUCCUGCCCCAAAGAAGGGCUCCAAGAAGGCGGUGACUAAGGCGCAGAAGAAGGACGGGAAGAAGCGCAAGCGUAGCCGCAAGGAGAGCUAUUCAGUGUACGUGUACAAGGUGCUGAAGCAGGUCCACCCCGACACCGGCAUCUCUUCCAAGGCUAUGGGGAUCAUGAAUUCCUUCGUCAACGACAUCUUCGAGCGCAUCGCCGGCGAGGCUUCCCGCCUGGCGCACUACAACAAGCGCUCGACCAUCACUUCCAGGGAGAUCCAGACGGCCGUGCGCCUGCUGCUUCCGGGGGAGCUGGCCAAGCACGCCGUGUCGGAGGGCACCAAGGCCGUCACCAAGUACACCAGUUCCAAGUAACUUUGCCAAAUUUCCAAGUUGAUCGUGAUGUUGAUCUGGGACUUCGUGUGGUGACGGCCCACCCUGAGCACAAAAGAGCACCCUUUUGCAACUUCCUUCUGUUUGGAGCUUUCUCCACCAUCACCCCCGCCCCCCAUUUUCUUGUAAAAUUUUUACCAUGCAGAUACGUGAUAACUGCAAGUAAAGGCUGAAGACUGUGAGCUGAACACGGAAGUAUUGCAAAGGUUUCUGGUUUGCUUUGUAAUUGGUCCAGUUUCUCUCUGAAGCUCUUAGGCGAGUAGGGGAGGGAAAGGCGGAUCCUAGGCGCUGAGGUGCAGGAAAAAAGAAGCAACUUCUGAGACACCUUAAAAUUAUUUUGCUAAACCGUCUUUUUCAGAAAGCCAUUUAAUUUAUAGUUUUCUUUUGGCAACUUUCAGGUUAAAAGUUCACUAGGUAACGGCAGAAACCCAAAUAGUCAUUAAGGUGUCUGACUGCAGGUAGGCAAUAGUUACCGCAGGACUGAAGCCCCCUUUGCAGUACAAUUUACCCUUUCCUAGAUGCCCCUUAGUACCUAGGACUGGAGAAGGUAGAAAGGGAAAGAAAACCUCCUUCUGGCAGGAUGUAGCUUCUGCUGCACAAGGUAGAAUGAUGACAAAAGGUUUUCACUGCUGGAGAAUGGAUGAUUGUGGGAGAAAAAGAAUCUCAGAAGAGUCGAGAGGGAAGAAGGAGGGAGUGGCCAUAAGGAAAGGAACCAAUACUUACGACGUGAAAAUUGUGAGAUGGAUGAGGCUAGGUUUGGAGUCAAAUAUUAGCUGAGAUGGAGAACUUAGGUGGUGGAUGAUCAUUGUCUAAAAGACGAGUGAGUUUAGAAGUUCAUUGUCCUCAUGCCCUCAAUGUCCUCAUGCCCUCAUAAACAAACAUGAAAUCUUGGAUUAUGGGAUACAUUUUCCAUAACGUGGCAAGCUUGGUACUUGAACGGAUAACUAAAAACCUGAAUCACAGUUUCUAAAUUCUUAAAAGUAACAAAGAGGUUCUAAAAAAGUAAAGAGAAAUCAGAGCCAGGGAUUUGGCCCAUGUUAAACCCCAAGCACUACAGCUGGCUUUUACCCAACCCUUAACUUUCAUUUUUAGGGUGUUAUAUGGAAACCAACCAGGGUAUAUAGAGCCUGAUAAGAAAUCUUUUUAGGUGAAGGUGAGACACCGGACGAAAAUCUGUCACCUCAGGGUAGAAGGAUGAACUGGAAAUAAACACACAUACAAACCCAUCACAGAUGAAUGCAAAUAAAAGAGUCAGCUCUGAA